Messenger RNA from Mesorhabditis spiculigera, 651 nucleotides. Lineage: Eukaryota; Metazoa; Nematoda; Chromadorea; Rhabditida; Rhabditidae. The record is from the annotation of a GenBank genome assembly.
AUGGCGGGCGAAUCUGAUGCGGAGAGACGUCGUGGCAGACUAAAAAGCGUAUCCCCAUAUGCCAAUGUGUUCAUGCGACUGCGCCAGGUGCCCCUCACGAUUUGUGUGAUGGCGUGUCUUCUCUUCGUUCACGUCUACCCAUCCACUUCUACGUCGGCGCAGCUCGAUUCUACUCAAAAUGAUCUCUCUGGUUUUCACAGAAUGCGCUUACGGGCCCACCGACGACGACAUCGCCAAAAACACGGGGACAAAGACCAUGAUGAACUGGCUGAACUACUAGAAAAGAAAAAUACAGAUAAUGUGGAGCGGAAACGGAAUCCAAAGAAUGCCGAAACUCGGGAAAGGAACGAAGAGCUGUGCGCGGUAGAGCGUGAGACGAUCGAGCUAAACAACGCUCGUUUUGAGUACGAGCCUCCGUUUAUCGAACAUGUGAGGUGUCGAAUUCAGGCCGAAUAUGGUAGACGAGAGCGGGAACAUAUGACGCAACAGACAUGCGUGCACGGGCUACUUCGAUGUGUACAACGAUAUUCAGAACGACAUGUAACACGUCGUGCCCGCCAUUCCGAUACCUGGGAACCGUAUACGAUAACCGAUGUUCCAACCGCCUGUGAAUGCAUGUGGCCGGCCGAUCGAUACGGACACCUUGAACUC